Paramacrobiotus metropolitanus is the source of this 3039-nucleotide messenger RNA. RefSeq names its product carnitine O-palmitoyltransferase 1, liver isoform-like. The transcript is spliced from 22 exons. The record is from RefSeq and is a predicted model, not a curated record. Gene Ontology annotation, biological process: fatty acid metabolic process; carnitine metabolic process. Gene Ontology annotation, molecular function: carnitine O-palmitoyltransferase activity. Lineage: Eukaryota; Metazoa; Tardigrada; Eutardigrada; Parachela; Macrobiotidae. Bases 337 to 2709 code for a protein of 790 amino acids. Gene Ontology annotation, cellular component: mitochondrion.
AAAAUGAUCAAACUCAUCAAAGCAUUGCAAAUAAUUUUCUCUAGGGUAGUAAAAAAACGCUAUUUGUAAGAAGUGAUAAUUUGUAUUUGUGUUCUACGUUACUACGUACGUAGCGGUCUUUUAAGCUGCCCUGUUUUUCUAUGUUCGGAACAUACCAAGAACGUGUGUAAGAAUCAGCCUUUGGACUCAGGUGCAAAGUACAGUGCUUUUCUGGUGACGAGAUGACAGUUAUUUCGGACUUUAUUGUCGGGCGCUUGUGAGCUUUGGUACUGGCGUCGAAUAGUUGAAAAAAGGCGACUGCUGUAGUGCUUGGCAAUCUGUUCUGGACGAUAAACGAUGGCCGAAGCCCACUUGGCCGUCGCAUUCCAGUUCAACGUCACCCAUGAAGGGGUUCGGGUGGACUACGAUCAAGAUCUGGUGCGGGAAAUCCUGCAUACGUACGGAAGGUCUUGGCGCUACCGUUUGGUCCGAUUUCUGAACAACAUUAAGAAUGUCGUUUUCCCAUUUACGCUGUCUUCGGCCACCGCGGUGAUUGUUCUGACGUCAGCUCUCGCGGUAACCGAUCCGUCAAGCUACCUGCAGCAGCUGGGUUUCGGGAAAGUCAAUUUCCAUUUUGACCCAACUUUCGGAUAUGCUCAAAAGCUGGCAACUUUGACACCGUGGAAACUCUUUGGGCCCAGCAAAUCUGUAAUUAUUAGCGCAGUAACCAUUUCGACUGCUGAAUGGGUUAUCAUCAUUUUUGCUAUACGAUGGAUGACACAACUGUUGUUAAGCUAUCGCGGUGCUCUCUUCGAACGGCGCGGACGAUAUUCCUUAAAGACGAAAUUGUGGUUUAUCCUGAUGAAACUACUGCAAGGGAAGCGGAAACCAUUGCUGUACAGUUAUCAAGGGAUGAUGCCCAUUUUGCCGCUUCCAUCUUUAAAAGAGACGAUGACACGGUAUUUGCGAUCCGUGCGACCUUUGUUGGACGAUGCCAACUAUGAACGGAUGGAAAAGCUCGCGAAGGAAUUCCAGAAUGGAGUCGGGCGCAAAUUUCAGCGCUAUCUGUUUUUGAAGUGGAUGGUUUCGACCAAUUAUGUCUCCGACUGGUGGGAACAAUAUGUGUACCUGCGAAAUCGAUCGGCGUUAAUGAUCAACAGCAAUUUCUACGCAAUGGAUUCUCUGCACAUGCCCCCAACUACCAGGCAAGCUUCCAGGGCUGCAAACCUAAUUUACAACUUCUUGACAUUCAGGAGAAUGCUUGUAAAGCAGGAUGUCAAUCCGCUACUGCUUGAUGGAACGAUUCCGUUGUGCUCCUGGCAGUACAUGAGAUCUUUCGACACUUGCCGUAUUCCAGGAGUGGAAACUGAUAAGGUUGACCACUAUUACAACAGUACCCACGUUGUCGUGCUGCACAAAGGUCGUUUCUUUAAAGUAUACACUCAUGGAAAAGGAAGGUUGCUCAAUCCGAAAGAGUUGGAAAUGCAAAUCGAACGUGUAAUCCAUGAUACAUCUCCUGCACAACCUGGAGAACAACUAUUGUGUGCGAUGACCGCGGUUGACAGAGCGCCUUGGGCGCAGAAUCGUCGCGCAUUUUUUAAUCGUGGCGUAAACCGAGUGUCGUUGGAAACGAUCGAAAGAGCGGCAUUCUUUGUGGCAUUGGACGACGAAGAGCACCACUACGACAAGAUUGAUCCAUCCCACUUAGAUGCGUACUGUAAGUGGCUUUUGCACGGCAACGGGCACAAUCGAUGGUACGAUAAGUCCUUCAACCUGAUUGUUAUGAAGAACGCCAAAGCCGGUCUGAACGUGGAACACUCUUGGGCGGAUGCGCCAGUUAUUGGGCAUGCUUGGGAAUGGGUUAUCACGGAAGAUCUGGUCUUCCUGGGUUAUACUGCAGAUGGGCAUUGUAAAGGUUCCGUGGAGGUUUUUCCAACGCCACCACAGCGCUUGAGAUUUGAGUUGCCAGAUGAAUGUUUGAAGUUUAUCGAAGACAGCGCUUUAACUGCUAAGCUUGCGUGCGAUGACGUGGAUUUGAGGAUCUUGACAUUCAAUGAAUUCGGCAAAGGAUUUGUUAAAGGGUGCAAAGUGAGUCCGGAUGCAUUCGUACAAAUGGCACUGCAACUGGCAUAUUAUCGGGAUGCGGGGAAGUUCAAUCUAACCUAUGAAGCUUCCAUGACUCGUCUAUUCCGUGAAGGCCGGACGGAGACCGUGCGUCCAUGUACUGUGGAGUCGUGUGCCUUUGUGCGCGCCAUGUUGGACGAAAAGGCCACUAAUUUCGAGCGCCAAAGGCUGCUGCGUACUGCUUGUGACGUGCAUCAGCAAGGCUACCUGAAUGCUAUGUGUGGACGGGGCAUUGAUCGUCAUCUGUUUUGUUUGUACGUGGUGUCUAAAUAUCUGGAUAUCGACACGCCAUUCUUGAAAGAAAUCCUGAGCGAACCGUGGCGCUUAUCAACUAGCCAGACGCCUCAAACUCAAACCGGUAGAGUAGACGUAAACAAAUAUCCGGAUCAGGUGUCACCUGGCGGUGGAUUUGGUCCGGUUGCCGAUGAUGGAUAUGGCGUGUCGUAUAUUAUUUCUGGAGAAAAUUGUAUUUUCUUCCACAUUUCUUCUAAGGCAUCUUCACCUAAAACAGAUUCCGACCGUUUCCGGGGAAGAAUCCGACAAGCUAUGUUGGACAUGAGAUCCAUCUUCGACACGCCGACUAUUGUUAGCGAUGCCGGAAAAUGAGUCUGAUGCUGACUGCAAGUGUGUUGGUUUCGGCAAAACGAAUAGCUGUAUUAAUUUUGUUUGUUUCUUUGUUAUUAUUUAUUUUAAUGAGUUUGAAUUUCAGUUAACACCAGUACGUUUGUGGUAGCGGUUAUUGAUGUGCAUUGCACAUAAUGAGGUUCAUCUGUUCAUAAUGAUGAUUGGCGUACUUUUUGUGAAUGGUGCUGCUUUUAGAAGCCUUCACGAUAAUUUUCGUUUCAUUUUACUCUUCGCGGAAAUUCAAAGACGGUGUUGAUUACUCUUGAUUUUGAUUACUCUUGGUUAAUAAUCAGAUCGGCAUGACAGACAGAA